Daphnia carinata is the source of this 1473-nucleotide messenger RNA. RefSeq names its product TBC1 domain family member 20-like. Gene Ontology annotation, biological process: endoplasmic reticulum to Golgi vesicle-mediated transport; positive regulation of GTPase activity. The record is from RefSeq and is a predicted model, not a curated record. Lineage: Eukaryota; Metazoa; Arthropoda; Branchiopoda; Diplostraca; Daphniidae. Gene Ontology annotation, cellular component: endoplasmic reticulum membrane. Gene Ontology annotation, molecular function: GTPase activator activity.
GUUCUUGUAUAUUGCAGUGUUGAAGUUGAAGGGUAGAAAAUCAGUCUUGUUGUCAACAACAUAAUAAAUAAAUAUCAACAAAUGUCAAUGCCUGUAUUUAGAAAUGAGUAAUGUGGUGCCGGAACAAAGUCAUGGCGGCGAAGACUUUAGCUACGAUAAAGAGAGCACGAGUAGCACUGACACAGAAGAAUAUUUGGACCUCGCCGAUUUGAACGAUUUCAUGGAUUGCAAUACAGCACCCUUUUGUCAGACCGACAAACAGAAAGUAAUCGAAAGGUUACUUGAAAAUUGCUGUGAUAUCACUUCUUUCAAAGAAGUCUGUUUUUCACCUGGAGGCCUCAUGAAUGAUACUCUACGGAAUAAUAUAUGGCCAUUAGUAGAUCAAAGCGAUGGCAUCUUAGAAAGAAAUUCCACAGAAGAAAUAAAGCAUCAUCACUAUUACAACCAAGUUGUGUUGGAUGUUAAACGAAUACUAAAACGGUUCCCUCCAGGUAUUAAUGAAUCUAUUCAAGCUGACCUCCAAAUAAAAGUCACAGAAUUGAUUAUAGGAGUGCUAAUAGCAAAUGAAGGUUUACAUUACUACCAGGGUUUUCAUGAUAUUGCCAUCACUCUCCUGCUUGUACUGGGUGAAGAGAAGAGUUACAAUGUGCUAUGCCAUCUUUCACAGUCACAUUUCAAGAUGUUCAUGGGACCAGAUAUGGAACCAACAAUGGAAAUCCUAAACUUGGUGUAUGCACUAGUCAAGAAUGAAAAUCGCGAUUUAUAUAACUAUCUGAUGAGGUCUGAGCUAGGGACAAUUUUCUGCCUUCCUUGGACGAUCACUUGGUUCGGCCAUGUUCUUAACGAUUACGAAACUGUCACCCGAUUGUUCGACGCCUUCAUUUUUUCACACCCCUGGACAUCGAUGUAUCUGUCUGCCGUUGUAGUAUUGCAUAGGGCAAGCGAUAUUUUUUUGACACCUUGCGAAAUGCCACUCCUACAUCAAAUGCUUUCCAAUAUCCCCGACAAUUUGCCGUUUGAUACUCUCUUGACUGAAACAGCGAAGUUGAUGAUUACUUAUCCACCAGAUAUCAUGGAAAAAACUAUCAGAGAGAUGCACACCGAAAACAUUCGCAGGAUCAAAGAAGAGGACGAGGAGCGCAAGAGGAGAAUGGAACAGCGGAAAGCGAUUUUACAAGGAAAUCAGAAGAAAGCAUCGGUACAGCGCUGGACUCCUUGGCCUCGUUUAAUAACUUUAAAAUCACAGACUGUCAAAGUUGUUGCUCUUAGUGUAAGUGUUGCCACGGUUGCUUUUAUUUAUAAUUAUGUUAGACCUAAUUUGGAGAUAUUUUGAAGGUAUAUUUUUCUUGUACAUGCUUGUGUUAAAAAAGAGAAAAUUUCAUAAUGUUAAACUUUGUACCUGUCUUUGUUCCUUCUUCUCCCCUGUCAAAGAGCAUUCCUAUGUUGAAUUGUAUGAAUAUGUAAUUAAUAAAC